Molecule: messenger RNA, 2478 nt
Organism: Anthostomella pinea
Lineage: Eukaryota; Fungi; Ascomycota; Sordariomycetes; Xylariales; Xylariaceae
Source: the annotation of a GenBank genome assembly
AUGCGUUUCUCGUGGCCAUUGACGGCCUGUGUGCUUUUGAAUCCGGGCCUGGCAUCAGCAACACCAGAGUUCAGCGCUCUCGGCGCUCUUCUGGACCUGAUUUCGUCCGUCCUGGAGAAGUCUUCGCCAGCAACUUCGCUGACGCCGACAAAUCCGUCCACCUACUGGUACGAAUCUAUAAGCCACAACGGCAUCUCCCCUGUCGCGCCCAACGGGACGACCUGGCCGGUAUUCCGGGAUGUGAAGGCUACGUACGGGGCCUGGGGCGACGGCGAGCAUGACGAUACCGAGGCACUGCAGAAUGCCAUCAACGCGGGCAAUAGCUACGCGAAUAGGAGCUCGAACAGCCUGGGGACGACUGGCCAACCCGCCGUGGUCUACCUCCCCAAGGGGGAGUAUCUGGUAGAGAGCCCAAUACAGUUCUUCGUCGGCAUGAUCCUCAUGGGCGACCCCACCGAUCCGCCCACCAUCAAGGCCAGCGCCAACUUCAGCGGCGACUACAUGAUCUACGCCAAGGACCCGUCACAGGACUCCACGACCAACUUCUUCGUCGGUAUGAAGAACGUCGUUAUCGACUCGCAGGCCUUCGACAAGGAUAAGAACCUGACGCUGGUCGACUGGAGCGUCAGCCAGGCGUGCCAGCUCGCCAACGUCCGGUUCGACAUGCCGUACGAUUCCACCGGCCACGUCGGCAUCGACAUGCCACAGGGUGGCUCGGCGUUGAUCAUGGAGGACCUGUACUUCCACGGCGGCAGGACGGGUCUCAUCCUUAACAACCAGCAGUACCACCUCAAGGGCCUGACGUUCGACGGCUGCACCACGGGCAUCCUGGUGCAGCAUUUGUUCAUGGGGCAUUGCCAGGCCUGCUCCUUCUCGUUAUGCGGCAUCGGCGUCGACACGUCGAGCCCGACGAGCGGGGUCGAGAGCCUGGGCACGUUCAUCCUGACCGACGCAAUCGCGGAUAACACGGGCGCGCUCGUCAACACGGCCGCGACCAACGGCAGCUUCGGGUCCCUCGUGCUCGAGAACGUGCGGGUGGACGAGGCCACGGUCUCCUCCACCGUCACGGCGGACGGCGAGGUCGUGCUCAAGGGCAGCGUCGCCCAGGACCACGCCUGGGUUAGGGGAAACUCCUACAGUCCGAGCGGUCCAGGGUCUGGCGUGCUGCGGGUCCCCGGGACGAUGUACCAGACGAAGCGGUCCGCGUCGCUCGUCGACGACGCCGGCAGCUUCCACCGCUUCGCGCCGCCGACGUACGCCGGGUACGACGUCUCGCAGUUCGUCAACGUCAAGGACGUGGCCGAUCACCCCGUGGCGGGCGACGGCAAGGCGGACGACACGGCGGGCCUGCAGGCCAUCAUCGACCGGUAUGCCGGGGACAAGAUCGUGUUCUUUCCCUACGGCAUCUACCUCGUCACCGACACGCUCAAAUUCCCGCCCGGCAGCAGGGUGUUCGGCGAGGCGUGGGCUGCUAUCUCGGCGACGGGCGAUCGCUUCAUCAACGCCGGCGAGCCGAUCCCGAUGAUUAAGGUUGGUGAGCCGGGCGAUGUUGGCGUCGCGCAGUUUUCCGAUUUGCUGUUCACGGUCGAGGAUGUACUCCCGGGCUGCACGCUGCUCGAGGUGAACAUGGCCGGCACCCACCCCGGCGACGUCGGGUUCUGGAACACGCAUUUCCGCGUCGGCGGCGCUGCGGACUCCCAGACCCAGAAGAAAUGCGGCGCGGGCGUGACGACGGACCCGGGCGACUGCAAGGCCGCGUUCAUGAUGGCGCACUUCACCGACAGCUCGUCAUCUUACGUCGAUAACAUGUGGGGUGAGCACCCCCUUCCCUUCCCUUCCGUAAACGUGGCCAACAUGGAGUGUCUUACUGACAAGCAGCCAGCCUGGACAGCCGACCACGACCUCGACGGGUCGGGCAACAACGCGACGAACCCACAGUACGUCUCAGUCGGGCGGGGCGUACUGAUCGAAUCGACCAAGCCGUCCUGGUUCGUCGGCCUCGGCAGCGAACACAACACGCUGUACGAGGUCAACAUACACGACGCCAGCAACGUGUUCAUUGGCUUCCAGCAGAGCGAAACGCCGUACUGGCAAGGCACCAACUCAACCCAACUCGCCCCCGCGCCCUGGGCGCCCCUAGCCCUCCCAAGCGACCCGGACUUCUCCUGGUGCGCCGGCGACGAAGCACAAUGCCGCAUGUCGCUCUACCAGACCAUCACCAAAUCGACAAACCUGAGCCUGUACGCGGGCGGGUUCUGGACCUUCUUCAACGCGAACGAGGCGUGCGAGGACGCCUGCCAGGACGACGCGGUGCGUAUCGACGGCGACGCGAGCACGGGGGUGUACUACUUUGGGAUCGGCGUGAAUAACGUCAGGAAUAUGGUGGUUAGGGCCGGCGAGGCGCUGGUGGAGGCCGUGGAUAAUGAGGGUGGGUGGAAGGCGAAUGUGGCGGCUUAUUUGGCGAAUAUUGGAUCUUGA